AUGGAUGGUUCCAUCCACUUCGGAGCCGUUUCGGCGGCUUCACUAAGCCCGACCAGCCCCGUGAGCGUCCGCAGCCACGCCGGGGCCAAUGGAGCGGCCAAGAGAAAGAGGAGCGCCGCCGGCACGAUCGACAGCAGCCCUGGCAGCGUGCUCCAUGAUCAUGACGACGAUACGCUCGAUCAGCAUGAGAAAAAGCGGCAGCCUGGCGUCAAGAGAGCUUGUAACGAGUGUCGACAACAAAAGCUUCGUUGCGAUGUCCAACAAGACCCAUUCCAGAGCUGCUCGAGAUGCAACCGUCUCAAGCUCGAGUGCAAAAUUGAGUCAAAUUUUAAGCGCGUAGGAAAACGCUCGAAGCACGCAGAGAUGGAGAGGGAGAUAGAAAAACUUCGGCUCAAUGUGCAACGAGCCAAGGCCCAGGGCUUCAUGGUGGAAGACGACGACGAUAUGCAGUCGCAAAUCCAGUCACCCAUCGUCAACAGCGUCUACAGCCACACCAGGAAUCCCUCGCUGAUGGGUUCCGAUGAGGCAGUCACGUCCCUCCUUACGCUGAAGCGCGGAGGCUCUUAUAACCUCCCUCGUUUCUGCCGCGAGCUCGAGGGAGUACGCAUCACUGACGACGCGGAAAAGGCGCUCUUUGCCGAGUAUUUCCUUCAUUAUCACCCCUUCCUUCCUUUCCUCAAUCCAAUCCAGUCUCCGGAGCAGUACUAUCAGCAACACAGCCUGCUUUAUUGGACCAUUAUCUCCGUUGCCGCACGACGCUACGCUGCGGACCCAACCCUGCUGGAAUCCCUCUCCCAGCCAUUGUCAAGACUGCUGUGGUCGACAAUCGGGGAAGUUCCAGGGACGCAUUUUGUCGUAAAGGCACUGUGUCUCCUUUGCACGUGGCCCUUGCCCACGAGUACGAGCACGUCCGAUCCCACACAUAUUCUGUGCGGAGUGCUCAUGAAGGUCGCAACUGGUAUCGGGCUUCAUCGUCCGAGCCACAUCAAUGAUUUUACGCGCAUCGCAGUCGAGCUUAAUAAGGACCAGCUUCAUGACCGGGUGGUAACGUGGGCUGUGUGCAAUAUUGUGGGCCAGAGCAUCGGGACGGGCUACGGUCAGCCUGCGUCCACGCUGUACGAUUGGACCUUGGCGGUUCGUCCGGGAGAGUCCGGGCCUUUCCAACUGAGUGAAGAGCUCGAGGCGAGACUCGAGAUUGAGAGGUUUUGCGACAAGAUCUCCAAGGAGAUGUACAGCAAUGCGAGCGACUCCCGUGGUGUCGCUGGAGACGAGCAUCGAGCUAUCCUGAUGCGCGUGUUCAGGCGAGAAUACAGCGAACUUCACGCCGCGAUACUAUCGCGGAACAACGUCUCGCCUAUUGCCAAGCUACACCUUAAGGCGGCAGGGCUGCAUUUGAGGCUGGCCGGAUUCUUCGACUCGAGUACGACUCCUGGUUACAUGGACGAUUUACUGGGACUGUGGCGUACAACUGUAGCGUUCCUCGAUGAUGUCAUCGAGGCCGACAAGAACUCGGCUCUCGAGCGCCCUGGCGGCGGGAUCCUCAAGUAUGUCACGAACUACCUCCAACAAAUGCUUGUGGCGGCAGGCUUUGCCCUGCUGAAGCUGAUGCGCUCCUUUUUCUCGAGGUCAAUUGACUUCGAAAGGGGCCGUCGCCUGUUCCACGAAACCAUACAAGCCAUUAGAGCCACCAGCGUCGUCAACAAUGACAUGAAUUGGAGAUUGGCCGAGCUGAUGGUGCAGAUGUGGAAUGGCGCCCGGUUGGACUCUGGAACCCAGGCUUACCACGACGACGACCCUGCUGCUAAGAUUGACGACUCUCUGCAGCUGAAAGUAAGGUCUCUGAAACAUCCAACAAAUCCAGAUUCCGCUAAUGAAUCCUCAGCAUCAUCCACACAUCUAGACAGCACGCUGAUGCCACCUACACAUGGCUUACCUGCAAGUCUACUGUCAGCAUCAAGUGGUGCCAUGACGCCCAAUGGUGGCUCUGGCCUGGCAGGCCCCCAGAACUCGCUCUUCCAGGGACUGAACGAAUUUGGCAACCCUGGAAACUAUGACUUCUUCGAUCCACAGCAUUGGAUGCUGGACAACCUGCUUGAUUUUAACUACAACAUGAUUCCACCCCUAGAGGGCGCGUAG
This is a messenger RNA of Thyridium curvatum, 2136 nucleotides long. RefSeq lists its product as uncharacterized. The record is from RefSeq and is a predicted model, not a curated record. Gene Ontology annotation, molecular function: DNA-binding transcription factor activity, RNA polymerase II-specific; transcription cis-regulatory region binding; zinc ion binding. NCBI's taxonomy places the organism in Eukaryota, Fungi, Ascomycota, Sordariomycetes, Thyridiales, Thyridiaceae. Gene Ontology annotation, cellular component: nucleus. The coding region runs from base 1 to 2136 and encodes 711 amino acids. The transcript has 3 exons. Gene Ontology annotation, biological process: DNA-templated transcription; regulation of DNA-templated transcription.